AUGGACACUACUGCCAUUUCCACCGCGUGUUUACUCGAGGUCUUGUGGGAUACCGAUUUCGAUGUUUUAGAUUUGCCACUUAGCUUGGAGAUGGUUGAGGCCGCAUCUGAUAUCACUGAGGAAAUGGUGGAAAUUGUUCGGUGGUGUUUGUCACCGAUUGGUCAUUGCAGAGAGGGACUAAUGCCAUUGAAAAAAGACGUAGGUGAGGUCACGUUGUUGAUGGGUGUUAGUAGUGGAGUGGGUGUGAACGGAGGUGUAGAACGUCGAGUGGUAUUGUUAGUGCGGGUAGAUUGUGGGCGAGUAGAUGCAGUGGUAGUAGGUGAUGAUUGUGGUCGAGACGCCAAUGCGAGAGCAUGUGAAGGAGGUCCAGUGGGAAGAGUAGUGCGUAUAGGAGGUGAUGGCGAGUAUCCAGAAGGUGAAGAGGUACAGGAGGACGGGUUUGCGGAUGCAAAGGAGGAAGUGGUAGAUGAGGACGAGUAUCCAGAAGGUGAGGAGGUAGUAAAGGAAGGGUUGGCGGAUGUGGUAGAGGAUGUUGUUGAUGACUGA
This is a messenger RNA of Babesia sp. Xinjiang, 546 nucleotides long. RefSeq lists its product as uncharacterized. The coding region runs from base 1 to 546 and encodes 181 amino acids. The transcript has 6 exons. The record is from RefSeq and is a predicted model, not a curated record. NCBI's taxonomy places the organism in Eukaryota, Apicomplexa, Aconoidasida, Piroplasmida, Babesiidae.